GCAAAGGAGCGUUACAUCCGCAGCUCCCUCCACCAGCGAUACAUAUAUAUUUAAGGGAGUAUCUUGUUGCCUUGUGCAUGAAGACCACAUCUCCUGUUUUCUUCGCCGCUUCCGGGGCACACAUGUGCGAGGAGCUCGUCUCCUCUUGCGGCUCCGCGGCGAACCCUUACCGCAGAUCCAUGAUGCGUCUGCUCGAGUACGUCGGGCUGCAGCACUACGGCACCCCGCAGGCGACCGUGCCGCCACGCACGACGGCCGAAGACGACGCCAUCGCGCAGCACCUGGAGGCGGUAAAGGAGGCCACGGCCCGCCAUGAGGCGAGCGUGCGACAGCGCAACAUCCGCAUUAACAAACGUAAGCCGACGAGUGCGCUUGUCGACAUCCUCGCCUCCGCCGCCACGGCCACGGCCACCACCACUGGCCAGGGGGCAUCAGAGCGCAGCGCUUCCGGCAUGAAUGCAUCGACGUCGUCGAGGCAGCCGCCGACCAUUUAUUUGAGCUUUGAGGACUCCGCCGAGUGGAAGGCCUUCUUAGCGAGCAUCACCCCAGAGGAUCGGCUCGCCGUGACAGUGCGGCGUCGGCUGACGGUAGAGCUGUGGCGGGCCCAUCGACGGGACAUCUGCCUGUGGUGCUGGUUUCCACGAAACAUGUGCGUGUGUGCGCAGCUCGACGCCUACAGGGCGGCCAUGCCAGCCCACGUCUUGGAUGCCCACGUCGAGGUGACGAUGCUGCUGCACAGUGAGGAGGUGAUGCGGAGCACCAACUCGGGCCACAUCGCCGCCUACCUCCUCGGUGCGCCGAUACGAGUGUGGGGGAUGGACGCGGACGACUUCUACCUGCGUGCGUUGGAGCCCUGCUGCGUCCGACGUAGUAGCGAAGGCGGAGACGAAGAGGCGGCAAACAGUGUCGCGUUGUCUCCUCUGGCGCAGCCGUUGUCCCGCUCUGCAGAAGGCGUCGGCUCGCCUGUGGUGGUGUACAACGUCUCGCUGUACCCGUCUGCGGAGUCCACUAGGAUGGACGAGUUUAUCCGAAGGAAGCAACUCGGGCUGACGCCGUCGGAGGUGCACGACGACAUCGAGGAAAACAAGAUGGUCGAAAGAAGCGGAGACGUUGAUGAGGCAGAGCCUUUGAAGUUCGAAGAAGACAGCGGGUGUGUGGCACCGAGCUAUGCAGCCAAUUCGGAAACAGCGUAUGAUGAUGGUCAUGGCGAUGCGACGGUGCAACGCGCAGCGCACAAGAAGAUGCAUCUCAUUCUGUUAGACAGCACUUGGGGGCAGGCCCUCUCCCUGAACCGUAAGCUGAGCAAGUUCAUCCCGCGUGUGCGGUUGGAGAUCCCGGACAGCUACGAGUCGCUCUUUCAGGCGUUACGCAAGCGCACCCGCGAGAGCGGCGUCAGCACCCUGGAGGCGACGAGCAUGGCGGUGGAGCAAUGCAUACGUGUCAUGGGCUACACUGAUGAGGCUGCCCAGACGUCGUCGACGCUGACGGCGGCAAUGAAGAACUUUGUGGACGCCCGCUGCCUGCUGAAGUACGCUGAGGCGCAGUUUACGACCGACGGCGCGGUGCUCGACGCCUUCCGCGACAAGCGGGACGAUGCCCGCCGCGACGACGCCGCACGUCGACAAGUUGUCCUCUCCGAUAAGAUGCAGCACGAUGCAGAGGCGCGACGUCUGCGGCUGCCACCUGUGCUGAACUACUGCUACUGCUGCGACUGCGUCAUUGGGUGGCACCGGAUGCCGGAGCACGUGAUAGGGCGCAACCACCGCACUGCACUGCAGCUCAAUCCAACGUGCGCGCCGUCGCCGGCCUCGCGGGUGGUGGCGGUGCCGGACUUCGCGCGUCCAACCCGUGCGGAGCGGGCGGCGGAGUGGCGGAGCAGGACGAGUGAUGAGGCGCCGACUGUGGCGCCGCUGAAACUGCGUAAGUAA
Leptomonas pyrrhocoris is the source of this 1928-nucleotide messenger RNA. RefSeq lists its product as hypothetical. The coding region runs from base 78 to 1928 and encodes 616 amino acids. The transcript has a single exon. The record is from RefSeq and is a predicted model, not a curated record. Lineage: Eukaryota; Euglenozoa; Kinetoplastea; Trypanosomatida; Trypanosomatidae.